AUGUCCUCAAGCAAAAUCCACGGCGGCUCCUCCGCUUCCUCCGCCACGGCUUGCGCUGCCUGCAAAUACCAACGAAAAAAAUGCACAAAAAACUGCCUCCUCGCUCCUUACUUCCCGCAAGAACGCCAAAAGCAGUUCCUCAACGCUCAUAAACUGUUUGGAGUGAGCAACAUCACAAAGAUGAUCAAAGAAGUCGAAGAGUCUCAACGCAACAUCGCAAUGCAGAACCUUAUCUUCCACGCUAAUGCUCGUGCCCUAGAUCCAGUUGGUGGGAUGUACAAGAUUAUGUGUGAUCUUAAGAGCAAGAUCAAUUGUUGUCAAGCUGAGCUUAACUUUGUUCAUCAGCAACUCUCUAUGUAUCGGUAUCGGUCUCUAGCUCAUCAACAGCAAAGGCAGAGGCAAGAUCUUUCAUUCGGAUCUUACUCUUACGGAGAUCUACUGGAGCAAGAAGAUCAAGAAUACGUUAACGUCAAUGGUUUUAAUCAUCAGAACGAGCAACAACAACUUCAAGAGAUGAUGCCGCAACAGAGUCUGUUGAAUUACGAUAUGUUUUUGGAGAAGGCUGAACAAACCAACAAGGUGAAGCUUGAGAAAGAAGGUAUCUCUGAUCCGGAGCAGCCCAAUCUCUUGAGCCACAUACUCAUGCCGUCGCAGAUUUAA
This is a messenger RNA of Microthlaspi erraticum, 660 nucleotides long. NCBI's taxonomy places the organism in Eukaryota, Viridiplantae, Streptophyta, Magnoliopsida, Brassicales, Brassicaceae. The record is from the annotation of a GenBank genome assembly.